AUGUCUUUCGGUGGUCGGAACAAGACACCGUGUAAAUACUUUCAGCAGGGAAGGUGUAAAAAAGGGAAUAGCUGUACUUUUGCUCAUGUAUACACUGGAGGUAACAAUGGAGGUAACAAUGGGAAUAAUGGGGGAACAAACAGCGGAGACAGAUACCAAACUUUCGUGAAUGCUUCAAAUUUGGGAAAAUAUGCUAAAGAAAUUGAAGAUGACAUGUCUUCCUGCUCAGAACUAAGAUUUCAGCCCUUAACUUCAAGUUAUGGACUUGGAAAUCCGUGUGCAGUAAAUCUAAUCCAGGGUAGGGACCUUUCACCUGAAGAAUCGCGACUCCUAUUUUACCAAUCCCAGAUGCAAAACUCCAUACCGGCAUAUGACGUCCAAAUGAAAGCCCGAGCUUUGGACAUAGACCAGUGUAGACGGUACGUUGCAGCAGAUACGCGGAAAGCUGCAAGGUACUUGCAACUAGCUACCCAGAAGACUAAUGAAACCGGCGCUUUGCCCGCCAGAGGGUUCAUCGAGCAUCCUCUAGACUUAACAGGAGAGUCGUAUUCGAAAGUUUCAAGUGCGGGCUCAACUAAUCUAUUUGGCAGUGCACCUGCUCCACAAACCAGCCACACGUUUGGACAACCAAUUAGUGGAACCCCCAGUGCUACCACGGGUGCGUUUGGAUCCUCUAGUGCUUUCGGUGCGCCGUCUUUCGGGUCUUCCAGCAUGAGCGGAGCCUUUGGACAACCUAAAUUUGGUUCCGCGCCAGCACCGAACGCUUUCGGAAGUAAUGCGACAACGGCGUUUGGUGCUGCGCCGGGAUUCGGUACUAAUAACAGCCCCUUUGGUAAUCAAACUGCUAAUGCACCAGGGUCAGCCUCAGCUUUUGGACCACCUGCUUUUGGUUCGAACCUCAAUAACACAUCGGCAUUUGGGAAGCCAAGUUUUGGCUCCACUUCAAGUUCACAACCUUCUGCUUUUGGCCAAAACAACCCCACACCGGGCAUCACAGGAUCCCAAACAUCAUCGUCAUCGCCAAUUGGCUCUGCAUUUGGCAAACCAGCUUUUGGCCAAAUAGCAGGGUCUUCGCCUUUCGCAGCAGUCCAAAAUGCUCAAACCUUACCGUCUCCAUUCGGUUCUGCUGCAACCACAAGUAAUGCAGGCAACCCAAGCGGUGCGUCAUCGGCAUUUGGUUCCAGUGCCUUUCAAAAUCCUGCAAAACCUGCCGAUUCAAACAAACCAUUUGGAUCGGCAUCUGCAAUACAAUCUGGUGCAUUCGGGUCUUCUGCUGGAUUUCCAUCAAACUCUCAAACUACACCAAGCCCUUUUUCUUCAACACAACCAAAUGCCUUCACGGCACAAGGCCCCACACAACAACAACAAUCACAAGCACAACAUAACCCUGGACCUAUGAAUCCACAUGCAAAGACUUUCGUUCAAGGUCUCCCAAUGGAACAAGAAAUAUCAGAAUCAGAUCUGCCGAAGGAGGUCAUUGAAUAUUUUAGAAGCGAACGUUUCGCUUUGGGGAAAGUUCCAGACAUCCCACCUCCUGCUAUGCUAAUUAACUAA
Molecule: messenger RNA, 1554 nt
Organism: Lachancea nothofagi CBS 11611
Lineage: Eukaryota; Fungi; Ascomycota; Saccharomycetes; Saccharomycetales; Saccharomycetaceae
Source: the annotation of a GenBank genome assembly